Hippoglossus stenolepis (Pacific halibut) is the source of this 4680-nucleotide messenger RNA. RefSeq names its product netrin 1b (gene ntn1b). NCBI's taxonomy places the organism in Eukaryota, Metazoa, Chordata, Actinopteri, Pleuronectiformes, Pleuronectidae. Gene Ontology annotation, molecular function: protein binding. The record is from RefSeq and is a predicted model, not a curated record. The transcript has 7 exons. The coding region runs from base 277 to 2109 and encodes 610 amino acids.
CAACAGGGAGGGAAUGGGACAGACAGAGAUAGAGGUGGGCAGAGGUGUGACUGAGACGGAGGCAGAGGAGGACUCGGAGCCAGCUGGGCAUCUGCCACAUCUUAUUUUUAUUUAGAAUCAGCUCAAAGGAGAGAGGGGGGGGGGACACCCGCAGGAGUUUCUCGUGCGUAAAACGGCAUCAGUUGUUGCUCCACAUUCUCAGUAGUUGCGCUUCACUUUCAGACUGAGGAGUUUAUUCGGAGGUAGAGUCCUGGGUGGAGUUUUCUUUGCCUCCGCAUGAGUCCCUGCGGCGCACGGAUUACAAUGCAGAUGCUCCUGGAGGUCUGGCUCACCUUGGUGUCAGUGUCUGCGCUGACCAGAGGCGUCUUCGCAGGAUACGGGCUGAGCAUGUUCGCGGCGCAGUCCUCUCCUCCGGACCCGUGCUACGAUGAGAACGGGAACCCGAGGAGGUGCAUCCCCGACUUCGUCAACUCCGCUUUCGGGAAGGACGUGCGCGUGUCCAGCACCUGCGGCAGCCCGGCCGCCAGGUACUGCGUGGUGGCCGAGAAGGAAGAGGAGAGGUCCAGGGACUGUCACACCUGCGACGCCGGCGACCCCAAGAAGUCCCAUCCGCCCGCGUACCUGACGGACCUGAACAACCCGCACAACCUCACGUGCUGGCAGUCGGAGAACUACAUGCAGUUCCCGCAGAACGUCACCCUCACCUUGUCCCUGGGGAAGAAGUUCGAGGUCACCUAUGUGAGCCUGCAGUUCUGCUCACCCAGACCCGAGUCCAUGGCCAUCUACAAGUCCAUGGACUACGGCAAGUCCUGGGUGCCCUUCCAGUAUUACUCCACGCAGUGCAAGAAGAUGUACAACAGGCAGAACAAGGCGACCAUCACCAAGCAGAACGAGCAGGAGGCCAUCUGCACCGACUCCCACACCGACAUGCACCCUCUGACCGGCGGGCUCAUCGCCUUCAGCACCCUGGACGGGAGACCGUCCGCGCACGACUUCGACAACUCCCCGGUGCUGCAGGACUGGGUGACGGCCACCGACAUCAAGGUGAUCUUCAGCCGGCUCCACACCUUCGGGGACGAGAACGAGGACGACUCGGAGCUGGCCCGCGACUCCUACUUUUACGCGGUGUCGGACCUGCAGGUCGGGGGACGGUGCAAGUGCAACGGGCACGCGUCGAAGUGCGUGAAGGACCGAGAAGGGAAUCUGGUGUGCGAGUGCAAGCACAACACGGCGGGACCGGAGUGCGACAGGUGCAAACCUUUCCACUACGACCGACCGUGGCAGCGCGCAACGGCCCGAGAAGCCAACGAGUGCAUCGCCUGCCACUGCAACCUGCACGCCCGCCGCUGCCGCUUCAACAUGGAGCUGUACAAGCUGUCGGGCCGGAGGAGCGGCGGCGUCUGCCUCAACUGCCGCCACAACACAGCGGGACGCCACUGCCACUACUGCAAGGAGGGUUACUACAGGGACAUGACCAAGUCCAUCUCUCACCGCAGAGCCUGCAAAGCGUGUGAUUGUCAUCCAGUGGGCGCGGCGGGGAAGACGUGCAACCAGACGACGGGCCAGUGCCCCUGCAAGGACGGGGUGACGGGGAUCACCUGCAACCGAUGUGCCAAAGGUUACCAGCAGAGCCGCUCGCCCAUCGCUCCCUGCAUCAAGAUCCCAGUUGCAUCUCCCACAGCGUCGUACAGCAGCUACGAGGAGCCGUCAGAUUGUGAAUCACACUGCAAAGCUUCCAAGGGAAAGAUGAAGAUCACCAUGAAGAAGUACUGUAAAAAAGACUACGCUGUUCAAGUGCACGUCCUGAAAGGAGACAAGGCCGGCGAGUGGUGGAAGUUCACCGUCAACAUCAUCUCCGUGUACAAACAAGGCGAGCACCGCAUCCGCCGCGGGGACCAGCUGCUGUGGGUGCGCGCCAAGGACGUGGCCUGCAAGUGCCCCAAGAUCAAGCCCGGGAGGAAGUACCUGCUCCUGGGCACGGACGACGACGACUCCCCCGGGCAGAGCGGCGUGGUGGCGGACAAGGGGAGCCUGCUCAUCCCCUGGAAGGACCUGUGGGGCCGCCGGCUGAGGAAGUUCCAACAGCGCGACAAGAGGGGAAAGUGCUAAAAGCAGCUGGGGAGGGGAGAAAGAGAGGGAGCUUGAGGGAGGGGUGGAGGCAGAAAGAACGGCCUCUAUACUGGGAUGGAUGCAAGGAGGAGGAGGAGGAGGAGGAGGAGGAGAGGAUGGAUGGGUUAAAAAAAUAAACUGGAAGAAUAAAAGAUGGAGAGAGACACAGGUGAGACGUAGGAGAGAUGGGGAAUGACUGAGUGCUGCUGCUCUGAGCUGGAGCGAAGAGAUUAGAUUGUUUUUUUUUUUUAGGAACUUUUGUGAAGGAGCUCAUUCUACAACUUUCUGUUUUCAAGGUUUUUGUUUUGUCGUGUAAUUGCAGAGUUUGCACCUAAUAUUACAGAUAUGUCACAUCCUGACUAUUUCACCCACGAUGCUGUUUCCCCCCUCGUUCGGUUGUUCUAAAGAGCGAUGCGUCUACUGUAUCACCCUCUUUGUGUCUUCAGAGGAUCCAAUUCCACCGUCCCUGUGUCCAAGAGGAGUCACGGCACCGCGGGACUCCACGCACGUUUGAGCAGCAGCUGCCGAAACCUGCCGAACUAUGGAGAAAACUUUUUCAGCAGCUGAAAGUGAUAAAAUUGUGAAAUUGUUUGAAACUGUGGUCGGGAAUUUACCUGAGAACCCUCUGCUCAUACAAGCUGUUUUCAGACGUGCACGCACAAACGGGUUCCAGACUUUCUCCGGAGUUCGACUUUGACACAUGAAGAUUAGAUUCUCGUUUUCUUCACAUGAGCUCACUCGGACGUUCUCCUUAGUUUUGGAGAAGCUCCACAGCCCCUCUGGAGAAGGUCCGGAGCUCAGUGCAGGUCUGAACGCAGCUUGUGUGAGUGUUACCUCGGUGGUGUGGGAACAAAAAUGCCAUAAAACGAUCCUCUCCUCAUUCUGUACAAUGAUAUAUUUACAUGAAAGUAUCGAUGUAUCCGCAGCAUGUUGUGGUCGUGACCUCUGCAAUGUAAAGUAACCAUAUGUGCAUACUUAGACAUUUUUAGUAGAUGGUGCCGUAGCAUCGACUAGACGUAGAGUAGACGUGUCAACCAUGCACUUAUUUUUACUAGUCAGAACUUUUUCUUUUUUUUUUUAGAACAUAUGAGAUAUGUUCACCAUUAUUUUUUAGCGUGGCGUCCAAAAAGAAAGGAAACCUGUACAGAUACACACUCAUCUCACUCAUGUCUGUUCUACACGGGCUGAUGUUACAGCCUGUUCAAAAUGUGUCACAGCUACGGAGACGGAGACGUCUCACAAACACGAAGGAAAAGCCACGACACACAGCGAAGGAAAGUGACUCGGCUCGGUUCAAUGUCAACAUCUGUUAUUACUCAUUUGGCUUUGGCAUUCACGUUGUGGCAUUUGAAGCUUCGUCGUCACUUUUGCAGUUGUGUUGUGGCUUUUUGCGUUUGUGUUGCGCUCGCGCGAGACGUCUCAGCCGCCGCACGCAGCUCCACACGACUCAGAUAAAGAAAGACUAAGUGCAAGUUGGAUGUCCCAAAUAUCUGCAGGUGAGUGUUGGUGAAGUCUCGCGUCAUUAAAAAGGAAAAAUAUCGACCUAUCACAGCAAAUCCUCAAAACCACUGACACGCCGCAUGCUCACUAUUUACUGUUGCUGCCUAACAACCGUUGUGAAUCAUGUACACAUUUUUAUUUGUAUUCAGUAUUCAGUGUUGUGGGAGAAGAACCUGUGGAGCGAUGGAAUAUCACGUGUUUAGCGUGCGAACGUUCGUCACCUCAAAGCGUCUCUUUGACGACUGGAUCCCACUGUCAAGACUUGGUACUCGACAAAGAGGCAUGAGCGAAUGUCUACGUGUUAUAUAGCUGUAUAGUAUUACUUUUUUUUGUUGUUGUUAAACAUUAACUAGAUGAUCUCCAUGUGAACUUAACCAGACUCGUUAAAUACUACAAGCUUAAAUAAAUGGAAAGACAAAAUAAAUGAAUGUCAGAGAAAUCAAAAUGUCACGUUUACUUUAGCAUGUGCACCGGGAGGAUCACACACAAACACACACACACUUCGACGGAGUUUACACGUACACAAAAACACACAGUACACUGAAACUUAUGCAGGACCACAUGUGCUACACAAACACACACACAAACACACACACUCUGUGCAUCACACUGUUUGUAUCUCAGAUUUACAACCUGCUAAUAAAACCUCCGCCAACACAUCUGUGCCGACACAUUUCAACUGGAUUUGCAGGCGUUUGCAUAAAAGGUACUCCAACCACCCCCCCACCUCCCUCCUCCUCUGCUCUCCAUAAAAUAUUAUACCUGAAUAAUUAUCUGCUCAUGUUUAUACAUUGGCUUGUAAAUGUUGUUUAGCAGUGUCCAUUGCAAAUGGUUGUGUGCUGUCCUGUAAUACUAAUAUAUUAUGUUUAUCACAAAUGAAUAUAUUUAAUGACACAUGAAACAAAUGUGGCUUUUGUGUAUUUUUUAUUUCCUUUUUUCUUUUUUGUGGGGAGACUGUUUAUUUUGUACUUUUUGCAUCGAGUUGUAGACGGCUGUAAUGAAAACGUAUCGAUAAGUGUUUGGCUAUUUGAACAGCCGGAUAGAAGUGACCAUUAAUUCAUCUGAAAUAAA